Messenger RNA from Armigeres subalbatus, 1300 nucleotides. RefSeq names its product argininosuccinate synthase (gene Ass). Gene Ontology annotation, biological process: L-arginine biosynthetic process; urea cycle. NCBI's taxonomy places the organism in Eukaryota, Metazoa, Arthropoda, Insecta, Diptera, Culicidae. Gene Ontology annotation, cellular component: cytoplasm. Bases 38 to 1276 code for a protein of 412 amino acids. The transcript has a single exon. Gene Ontology annotation, molecular function: ATP binding; argininosuccinate synthase activity. The record is from RefSeq and is a predicted model, not a curated record.
AGUUGAACAACAAACAUCUCAUCUCUAAGCGAGCAACAUGUCGGGAAAGGAGAAAAUCCUUCUUGCGUAUUCCGGAGGUCUGGACACCAGUUGCAUUUUGAAAUGGCUUCUGGAAAAGGGUUACGAAGUGAUUUGUUUCAUGGCGGACGUUGGACAGGAGGAAGAUUUUGCUGCGGCACGCGAGAAAGCCCUUCGCGUCGGUGCCACUGAUGUCAUAAUCAAGGACAUGAAGCAAACGUUUGUGGAGAAGUUCGUGUGGCCGGCGAUUCAGAUGGGACUCGUCUACGAGGAUCGCUAUCUUUUGGGGACGUCUUUGGCACGGCCGUGUAUUUCGAUUGGGCUAAUGGAGUCUGCUAUCGAACGCUCGUGUGGUAUUAUCUCCCAUGGAGCAACUGGUAAAGGAAACGAUCAAAUUCGGUUUGAACUGAGCUGCUACGCAUUGAAUCCUAAAAUUAAGGUCAUUGCUCCAUGGCGUUUACCAGAGUUUUGCGAACGUUUUCAAGGUAGAACAGAUUUGCUAGAGUAUGCGAAAAAGCACGGUAUUCCAGUAAGUGCCACACCAAAAGCUCCCUGGUCAAUGGAUGCUAACUUUAUGCACAUCAGUUAUGAGUCCGGAAUUUUGGAGAAUCCAACUAUGGCUGCUCCGGAAGAGCUCUAUCAGAUGACACAGUCUGCGGUGAAAAGUUCCAAUACGCCUUUAAAGGUGGAUAUUACUUUCAAAGGAGGAUUACCUGUAAGUGUGCUGGAAUAUUCCAGUGGAAAGACGAUAGAGGAUCCUUCGGAAAUAUUAUCGUUUUUGAACAAAGUAGGAGGAGAACAAGGUGUAGGCCGAAUUGAUCUGGUAGAGAAUCGUUUUCUUGGUUUAAAAUCAAGAGGAGUGUACGAAACACCCGGAGCAACGAUUCUGCAUGUUGCCCACAAGGACAUCGAAGUGUACUGCCUGGAUCGGGAAAUUUUUCGAGUCAAAUCAUUCUUAGCGUUGAAGAUGGCUGACUAUGUUUACAAUGGGUUCUGGUACUCGCCGGAGGCGGAGUAUGUUAGAACAUGCCUGGUAGCAGCUCAGAAAAAUGUGUCCGGCAAGGUUACGCUGGAAAUCUUCAAAGGACACGUUAUGGCCGUUUCUAGAGAAUCGAAGCAAACUAUCUAUAAUCAGGAGCUGGCGUCGAUGGACGUGCAUGGAACCCUUUCGCCAUAUGCUGCAACCGGAUUUAUUGAGGUCAAUGCAAUGCGUUUGAAAGAGCACUACAGAGUGUUUGGAAGUGCUAAUACUGAAUAAAGAAAAUGUGUCAGUGCCACGUUA